ACCAUGUAAAAAACAAAAAUAAAUAAAAUAAAACACGACGUCGUCGCCACCACUCUCGCCGUCGACGAGUCACGGCGGGCGGCGGCGUCGGCAGCGGCCGGGAGACCCGGCGGCUUACAACCAUGCCUGAACCGACCACCAAACCCCUCUCCCCGCGCCCGCGCCGCCGCCGCAGUCUCUGCGGCCUCUGCCUCGGCACCGCGCUCCUCGUCCUCGUCGUCUCCGCGCUCGUCCACCUCGUCUCCCCGCCGCCGCAUCGCGCUCCCCAGUCCACACGCUUCUCCGUCGUCAUAGACGGCGGCAGCACGGGAACACGGGCCCACGUCUUCGCCGCGGGGCCCGACGGGCGCCUGGAUCUGGCGCGCUCCGCCGUGAUGCGCGUCUCCCCGGGUCUCUCGUCCUUCGCCGCCGAGCCGGCGCGGGCCGGGGAGUCGCUGCGGCCGCUGAUGGAGUUCGUGAGGGAGAGGGUCGGGGGCUCCUCUGCGGAGACGGAGGUGCGGCUGAUGGCCACUGCCGGGCUGCGGCUGCUCGAGGAGCGCGCCCAGGAGGCCAUCUUGGCGUCCUGCAGGGACGUGCUCCGGGCCUCUGGGUUCCGGUUCGAGGACGCAUGGGCCAAGGUGAUCCCAGGCUCUGAUGAAGGUAUCUAUGCUUGGAUUGCGGCAAAUUAUGCUCUUGGCACACUUGGAGGGGAUCCUCACAAAACCAUUGGGAUCAUUGAACUGGGGGGCGCUUCAGCUCAGCUGACCUUUGUUUCUGAUGAAGUUCUUCCUCCCGAACUGUCAAAUAAUUUUACUUUCGGUGAUACAACAUACACUCUAUAUACCAAUAGCCUUUUAAACUUUGGUCAAAAUGCAGCACAAGACUCGCUCUUUGAAAUUUUGAGGUCUAGAGGCUCUUCCAAAAAUAGUACACUUGUUGAUCCUUGCACUCCUAAGGGAUAUUCACGUAAUGAAAAAGUAAUGGUGGGGACAAGCGGUGCUUCAAGAUCGACAUUGAAUAAUCAAUAUGUUGAUAAUGGGAAUGGAAACUUUACAGAGUGCAGAUCUUCUUCGCUGAUGUUACUGCAAAAAGGAAAGGAAAAGUGCCAGUAUCAACAAUGCCACCUGGGAUCUACUUUCGUACCUGAGCUACGUGGACAUUUCCUGGCAACUGAAAAUUUCUAUUUUACAUCAAAGUUCUUUGGACUUAAGCAGUCUUCAUCCCUAUCUGAUUUUGUGCUUGCUGGAGAACAAUUUUGUAAGCAAGAUUUCUCCACUCUUAGAAAAAAGUAUCCUAAUCAGUCAGAUGAAGCUUUCUCUCGGUAUUGCUUCUCGUCAGCGUACAUUGUAGCUCUACUGCAUGACAUUCUUGGUGUACCUCUGGACGACAAGAGGAUCGAGUAUUCCAACCAGGUUGGAGAUGUUCAGGUUGAAUGGGCCCUUGGAGCAUUCAUCGCACACAUGCAAAAUACAACUUUAGAGCCAUCACACGCUGCUGCAACAUCAACCCAUAGCGAUAGAUCAAUUGUUGUUGUGCUGGGGAUGUUUCUUUUAUGUGGAGUGUUUUUGGUGUCAAGAUGGAGGAAGCCCAAGACGAAGAUUAUAUACGACUUAGAGAAAGGUCGAUACAUCAUAACACGCAUCAGCUGACGCUGACCCUUGUGCAGCUGAACCAUAUUUAUACGAAGGAAUAUAUGUUGUUCUGUUGUACAUCAAUGUACAAGUUCAAUUCUUUGUAUUCGUGCUCUUAGGUAACAGUUGGGUGGGUGGGGCAUGGAAGAUAGCGCAUUUGUGUACGGAAGCAUUUGUAGAACAUAUUGUCAUGUGCUAAUUGUAUUCAUUUGAUGAAUAAAUAUAGUGGUUUUGGCUCAUGUUAUGAGCUUGAUAUUUUGCA
Molecule: messenger RNA, 1872 nt
Organism: Phragmites australis (common reed)
Lineage: Eukaryota; Viridiplantae; Streptophyta; Magnoliopsida; Poales; Poaceae
Product: probable apyrase 6
Exons: 8
Coding region: 123-1628 (501 amino acids)
Biological process (GO): nucleoside diphosphate catabolic process
Cellular component (GO): membrane
Molecular function (GO): nucleoside diphosphate phosphatase activity
Source: RefSeq, a predicted model, not a curated record